This is a messenger RNA of Corylus avellana, 459 nucleotides long. NCBI's taxonomy places the organism in Eukaryota, Viridiplantae, Streptophyta, Magnoliopsida, Fagales, Betulaceae. The record is from RefSeq and is a predicted model, not a curated record.
AUGUUCAAUCUAAGAUCUAUUAUUGUGAACAUCGAAGAUGAAAGUGCUUGGGCCGAGUCUGGAGCAACGCUCGGCGAGCUUUUCUAUAGAAUAGCAGAGAAGAGCAAGAUCCAUCGCUUCCCGACCGGCGUUUGUCCAACAGUAGGUGUCGAAGGCCAUUUUAGCAGAGUUGGGUACAGUAAUAUGAUGAGAAAGUAUGGUCUGUCAAUGGAUAAUAUCGUUGAUGUACGAAUCGUUGAUGCAAACGGCAGAGUUUUGGAUAGAGAAUCAAUGGGGGAAGAUCUUUUAUGGGCCUUUAGAGGAGGUGGAGCUAGCUUUGGCAUAGUACUUUCUUGGAAAAUCAAGCUGGCUGUUGUCCCAAAAAUUGUCACGGUUUUUAGAGUAGAAAAAACCUUGGAACACGGUGCCACCGACAUUGUUCAUCAAUGGCAAUAUGUUGCGGACAAGAAUGUGUGGUGA